This is a messenger RNA of Cotesia glomerata, 1059 nucleotides long. RefSeq lists its product as uncharacterized. Bases 114 to 851 code for a protein of 245 amino acids. NCBI's taxonomy places the organism in Eukaryota, Metazoa, Arthropoda, Insecta, Hymenoptera, Braconidae. The record is from RefSeq and is a predicted model, not a curated record. The transcript is spliced from 3 exons.
CUCUCAGUUUUGAGAAACAACCAUUGUGAAUACACAUCAUAUUAACUCUGUGACUAAUUAUUCUAUAAAUUUAUAUUUAUAUUAAAACAAGGAAUUUUUAUUUAAAUUACAACAUGCAAGUUCUAGUAUGUUCUUUCUUUAUUUCGGCUCUUGUUUUGGUGACUUUUGCGCAAGUCCCACCAUACAUUAAAAUUUGUGGACGGAAAAAUCCUCAAUUAAAUCAAUGCAUAAAAAACAGCGUCGAAUCUCUCCGGACAAAACUUCGCUCAGGCAUACCCGAGCUUAAUGUUCCGGCUAUGGAAUACUUGGAAAUUGAAGAAGGAUUACCAUUAGCUAAUUCUAAUGAAAUCAAAGCAUCAGCGAAGCAAAUUAAACUUUUUGGAUUACCCGGCUUCAUUAUCAAUGACAUUAAGAUGGAUCUGGAUACUAAAUCUAUCGACAUUGACGUAUCAUUCAAACAAGUUCAACUGGAAGGCGAUUAUGAUGUCACUGCGAAAAUAAUUGUUCCAGUAUCUGGAAAAGGACCUAUCAAAAUAGAUGCAAACGACGUAACCGCGAAGGUAUCUUUACACUAUCGCUUGGUGAACACCAAAAAAGGUCAGCGUAUGCACUUCCCAUCAAUGACCUGUAAACUGAAAAUUGCUAAUUACCACUCGAAAUUCAUCCCCCGUGACAGUCAAGAUGCAACUUUGUCAGAAGCUAUCAAUUCAGUUAUCAAUAACAGCCAACAAGAAAUUUUAGACGGAAUAAUUCCAAGUCUUGAAAGAUCCAUCUCCAGAAAACUUCUCGAACUUGCCAACAAAGUUACCAAGAACUUUACUUACGAUGAGCUAUUCCCCGAUCGGGAAUAAUUGGUAUUAUUGUUGGGAUAAUUAUUUAAUUUAAAGUUAUAAUAUGGUUGAUGUUAUACUGUCGAUAAAAAACGAACGUGUUACUCAAUACUCUUUUAAAUUAUAUAAUAUUAAUUAUUAUUAUUAUCAUUAAUGUUAUUAUAUUUAAUAAUAUAUAAUAGAUAUUAAUUUAAUGAAGUAAAGUAUUGUAAACUUUAAAUGUAUUUGG